AUGGCUCCUCCCAAGAAGGGUCCCUUUAGUGGGCGUCAUUUUGUACCUGUAUCUUCAAACUUGGAUAAUCAUUUUGAUAAAUACUUUGUCUUGAAACGUAUUUCCGAAAAAAACGAAACAUUUGAAAGCGUGUCGCCAUUUUUGGUGCAGAAAGCGAUCGCAGCAACAGUCGGUGAUGUAACAUCUAUUCGCAAGAUGCGUUCUGGUGACUUGCUGGUAGAGAUUAAUUCUCGUAAGCAAGCUCACCAAAUUCAAAAAUUAAAAGCCUUGUCAACAGUUCCUGUCAGUGUCAGCCCCCAUCACUCAUUAAAUAUAUCGAAGGGUGUUAUCACUUGUGGGGAAAUAUUUAAUCUCCCUGUAGAUUUAAUUACAGCUGAAAUGAAAUCCCAAGGUGUCACACAUGUACAACGCAUUACUAUCCGACGAGAUGGUAAUGUUCUAGAAACCAAACAUCAUAUUCUGACUUUCAAAUCACCAAAAUUACCAGAAUUUGUCUAUGCAGGGUAUAUAAAAUUGCCUGUCAGACCAUACAUUCCCAAUCCUUUAAGAUGUAUUAAUUGUCAGCGUUAUGGACACUCUAAAGCAAAUUGCCACGGGACACUCACUUGUGCCCGUUGUGCCCCCUCAGGGGCUCACCUACUAUAG
Messenger RNA from Argiope bruennichi, 645 nucleotides. RefSeq lists its product as uncharacterized. The transcript has a single exon. NCBI's taxonomy places the organism in Eukaryota, Metazoa, Arthropoda, Arachnida, Araneae, Araneidae. The coding region runs from base 1 to 645 and encodes 214 amino acids. The record is from RefSeq and is a predicted model, not a curated record.